AUGUUGCUUCCCAAGCUUUCCCUCCUAGCAGUUAUGGCAAUACCCGUAGCUGCCCUCAAUUGCCAAAAUGAAGUCACAGACGCGACGAUAGACCGCAACUGGUUGUUGUCAGGUUGUGGCCCUUGUCGCAAGAACUCAUUCGAAACUCACCCUGAAGUGCCUAAUGACGACGCCGGCCGCUUCAGGUAUGAUGAAGACAACGAUGCAACCUACAAAAGUAUCUGCAACGUGUGCCGCAGUAACUUUGGCCCCAAACAGCCAGACAAGGUCAUAACCAGCCAGACCUCGGUGCUCAGCUUGCCCAAGGAGACACCAACCAUUGCGAGUAUGGAAACAACACAUGCGAAACCUCGCAUUGGAUGGCUAGACCCUCCAGGUCCCAGUGAUGGCGCUACAUUUAGUAAUAAUGAUCCUCAACAGUCAGAAAGUAGUAUUACCAGUUCAUCUGCGGCACUUAAACUACCCAAGGAGACACCAAGCAUCACGAGUAUUAGGAUAACCCAGACGAAGCCUCGUGUAGGAUGGUCAACUCUUCCAGGUCCCGACGACGGCACUACCUUGGCUUGGUUUACGAAAACAACAACGCAUACCGAGACUGAGACCGAGACCACUACCACGACGGCAUCCACUACUAUAGAUCUAAAGAAGAGUACAGCAACAUCCAUGGGUCUUAGUGAGACCACGGAAACAUCAAUGAGUCCGGGGAAGAGUACAGCGACCUCGAUGGGUUUGACUGAGACUUCAGCAACAUUGGACCCAGAAGAGACUGACACUCCAACGCCACAAAAGAAGAAACACACUGCUGGCCUUCAAACAGCCGGUAUCAUAAUUGCAAUUCUCUUUUUCAUCGUGUUCACCGUUCUGGUCACCUGGAAAUGCCUUCAACACCACCGGCAGAUUCAGUUUGACGAGGACCCAGAGGAGCCAAUGGGUGAAGCUAAUGACGCUGGAGGCAGCGCCUUCGACGAUUCAGACUCAGAGGCCGAGGAGGGACAGGCCAGAAAUCUGGUGGCCUCGGUGAGGGACUGGUUCAGAAGGCACCAGUUUCCAUUUCCUCCACCGAACGAGCCUGAAGAACCGGAUCCUGAUGACGGGGAAGCUGAUGACGGGGAAGCUGAUGACGGGGAGCCCGAGCCUCAUCCAGUUCCUCCUCCUCCUCCUCCUCCUCCUCCUAUUCCUGAGCAACCAGUUCAAGCUCCCACCGCUGUAGUACAUCCAUUUAUCCCACGUACUACUCGCGCUAUUCCAGGACAUCAAGUCCAGGCCCCUUCGGUUCAAGUACCAACUCCUGAUCCAGCUCAAGAUCGCAGCAGCUCGAGUGUCUACAGCCAGGACAGCGGAUAUCUAAAUUCAGUCGAAAUGCCCAGGCCACUCUCCAUAAACAGAUCCCGUCGUAGACAGGAACAACCUCAGCCGCCUCAAGAAUGGAGGACAACUGGAGAGCCUGUGCAAACCGGAAAUUAUGGCUGGAUUUAA
Fusarium fujikuroi IMI 58289 is the source of this 1476-nucleotide messenger RNA. RefSeq lists its product as uncharacterized. NCBI's taxonomy places the organism in Eukaryota, Fungi, Ascomycota, Sordariomycetes, Hypocreales, Nectriaceae. The transcript has 2 exons. The record is from RefSeq and is a predicted model, not a curated record. The coding region runs from base 1 to 1476 and encodes 491 amino acids.